AAAAGGCUUCAUAAAAAUCGCCUCUAACAUGUUGAACCUCAACUCGCCGGAUGACAACAGCAACAGGAAUUCUCUCCAGGACCCGGUGCCACUGAAUGUUGGUGGAGAAAUUUAUACCACAACCCUGGACACUCUGACGCGCUGCCGGGACUCGAUGCUAGGUGCUAUGUUCACCGGACAAAUCCCAGUGCUGAGAGACAACAGAGGAAAUGUUUUCAUAGACCGUGACGGAAAAGUAUUCAGGUACAUUCUGAAUUACCUGCGCUCCAGCUCCCUGGACCUGCCGCAUGGCUUCUCAGAGCUGGAACUGCUUCGGAGAGAGGCAGACUUCUUCCAGAUACGGCCCCUGCUGGAGGAGAUUCGGCACUAUGAGGCAUCUGUGCCUCUCAGCCUUAGAGGAGGGCCACUAGGAGCCAUGAUUAUGGUGAAUGUUGACUCCAAGGUCCGCGUUCUCCACUUUAACUUGCGCCAUGGGCCAGAAAACUAUGAGCUUCGCACAUGCUCUGUGCGAGCCUUCACAGUUGACCUCUUUUGUACCUGGAGAGCCUUCCUGGCUCUGCUUUGUGAGCGCUUCUCCUACAGGACAUCCCAGGGACUCACCAGCCCCCAUCCAUGCAACCCGAGGCAGAACCGGCUAAAACUGGAGUGGGUGCCGAGGCCUGAUGAACUCCCGCAGGACCAGUACGACAAGCAGCGCUACCGGGGGCUAAUUGUCUCUAACCCAGAAGUCCCGCAGUCGGACGACAUCAUGAACGUGCACUGGAGCACCUGUGAAAUCACCGACAUGCAGGGGUUUGUGGAGGAGCUGCUGAAGUUGUCUCUGGCUGAGGGAUUCAAGGUUGAUCUGGUGACUCCAGACCCAGCGGAAAUUCUCAACUGCACCUCACUUCGACUUGUCAAGUGCUGAGCUUUGGGCGAAGAACAUAAACUAAAAAGCUGUAGAAUAAGCCAAGUCAAUGAACUGUGGAUGGUUCUACUCACAACUGAGCCAAUUAUCUUUAGGACUUCGAUUAUUUAAUCAAAUCUUAGGGUUAGUGUAAUUUUGUAAUUACAGAUUAUGAGGUUAUUGAAAAGAUUUCUGGUCUUUGGCCUCUAUGGGGUGAAUCACACAGAGAUGCAUUGCUAGAGGAGAGGGCACUUCAAAAAGGCCUUGGCAAAAAGCGUGGGGGGGAAAAAAAACAGCGAAUGCGCCUGUGGAGCGAGGCAGUAUGUGCAACCGGGCUAUCAUUUAAAAGAGGUGGAUAACAGAGUUUACUUGGGUUUAACCCCCACUAUACCCCUCAGUCCAUCAAUGAGCUCGCUAACUAGCUAGCUAGCCUAUUUACCAGUGUAUUAAACGGCAACGAAAUCUUGCUUGAUUUGAUUGGCUGUCUGGGCGACAUUGACGAGUGGUGGACUCUGCCCUGCGAUGAAAAGCACGGUGUAAUACAUCGCCAGGCGUGCCAUACUAUAGGAAAACAAUGGUUUUGCAAGCAACGCAUUUCUAGUUAUGCCUCUCUGUGUGAUCGGCUCUUAAGUCUGUUCUUAUGUACGAUGGAGUGUUAGGGCCAGGUAUAAGGGGAAAAAAUAGUUGGAUUUUUUUUUUCUUCUGUUUUUCAUUAUGAGAAUUAAGUUGAAAUGUUGAGAAUAGAGUCAAACUUAAUGUGUUAGUGCCAGGUAUAAGACGAACAUUAAGGAUUUUUUAUUUCAUUUUGUAUUUUCAGAAUAAAGUCAAACUGUUGAGAAUAAACUUGACAUUUCAAGAUAAAAGUCGAACUUUUGAGAAUGAAUCAGAUUACUAGCACUGCUGUGUCUUUGAAAUGUCUGGAUGAAUUAGUGAAAUUAUACUUCAUUAGUUUCAGUUUCAAGGACAUUAUUUCUCUUUUAGCACAUAAACAGUAUGGUGAUAAGUAUUAGGACUUUGUGCCUAAAAUUGCGUCUGUUCAGAAGGAGAAACCAUACAAAACUAAAAAGGCAUCAGUUGCUCUCCUAACUUCGUUUCAGUAGUAGUUUACAUUAUUCUAGAAAUUUCCACACAUUAUUCUAGAAAUUUCCACUUUAUUCUCGAAAUGAGACAAAAAAAAGACUCAAAAUUCUACUUUAUAAAUACAAAUUCCCCCUCAUUUUCUCCUUGUGCCUGACCCUAAUACUCUUUCCUACUCAUGUCAUAGUUUACAAAAUAGUAAAAAAUAAACUCCGCUACAUUAAAGUUUUUAACAAAUGCUGACAUUUCAUAUUGUGAACAUUUGCGUGUAACAUUUGGAUGUAACUUAGCCCUUUUCAUAUAGAAUCUAAAACAUUACUGGCUUCAUCUAUCCAUUAAAGUGACGGCAUUUGGGCUUUCAAACAUAGGUGUCUGCAGUGGAAAUGUUCUAUGUUGACUCUGUGUUACAAAUAGAGCUCUACUGCAGUGACAGCUCUACUGGAGAACAGCAGUGAUUUGGAAAUAAUUUCAUCAAGGAACAAGAAUGUUCUCAGGUCUCACACAGGCUGCAUGAGUGACUGAUUCUGAAACUUACUUUGCAGUUUAAUGAAUGUUUAUCAGCAAAGCUUAACUGCAGCCAGUGGCAGCUCUGGGGCAGGACUUGCUCCUGCUUCCUGAAUAACCCUGUAGAUCCCCAAUAAAAUCUCUCAUUGCCACUUAUUACAUUAUGGUCUAUGUAGAAUUAUUUUUUUUUUUACGUUAUUUUUUUGGCCUUUUGUUGUCUUUAUUUUUAUAGAGACAGCUGUAGAGAGACAGGAAAGGUGGGUGGAGAAAGGGGGGAUGACAUGCAGCAAAGGGCCACAGGUCGGAUUCGAACCCGGGCUGCUGCAACAACUCCGUAUAUGGGUCGCCAGCUCUACCGACUUAGCUAACUGGGCGCCCCCUAUGUAGAUUUCUGAUUCCUUUGUCCAUGUCUGACAGCACUGAAGCACAGUUAAAAAAACUCAACAUUUUGGGAAAUUUGUGUCUUCCCUUAUUUAUACAAAAAAGUGAAGGUUUGAUGAGACUCUGUGAGACACAACCCUCAUGGCUGUACAUUAAAGGUGCCCAGUGGACUGUAACAAAACUACAUUGCUCGACACGUUACUGUUGCCGGCUUCUGGUCCUUGUGUGUUUGCACAACAUGGAAACAGACUUAAAGUUCCAAUUAAACGACUAGCAGUGCUUAUUGUUUUUGCACAUUUUUGCAGAUAUUAACUGUUUUUUCCUAGAGUGUGUGUUACACCCCCACUACGGGACCGAACACAGCAUCCAAGACUGACUGAGGCCAGUUUGACAACAGGGAAUACAGUAUUGAGAUGGUUUUCUUAUUCCUCUGGAUUUGGCUCUAGAUUAAACCUGUCGUGACGUCACCCAUUGGUUUGUGGAGUACCAUUUUGAAGCCUCUAGUAUGGCAUUAUGGUCCUCACAUGACAGUUUGUUGGAGCCAGCAGAGGUGAUGUACUGGGACUUGAGUUCAGGAGUUUGAUCCUGGUCCAGCCGUGUUCACUGGGAGGCUGCUGAGCCUGGUUGUGUUUUUGUACAAUAAGGCCCAGUGUAUAAUCACCUGCAUAUAGAAAUCUUUUUUUUAGAGUCCAUCAUGUUGAACCACCAUGUUUCUUCUAGCCCGUAACAGACAAACCAAACACUGGCUCUAGAUAGGGCCUUUCACAUUUUUCACAAGUUUGGCAGCCACCAUAGUUUCUCCUACACACUUUACAGCCCAUUCUCAUGCCCAAGUCGUCAAAUACAGACACAAGCAGUGUUCAGUUAGUUGCAAUCUGCGAUUUCACCGCCACUAAAUCCUGUACACUGGUACAGACAGACCACCUAGAGCCGGGGUCUGUCCUAGGUUUCUGCCUUUUUACAGGCAGUUUUUCCUUGCUGCCGCCGUCUCCAAGGUCUUCCUCAUGGUGGUACUGUUGGGUCUCUGUAAUUAAUGUUUUAAAGAGUUCGGUCUAGACCUGCUCUAUUUGAAAAGUGUCCUGAGAUAACUUCUGUUAUGAAUUGGCGCUAUACAAAUAAAACUGAAUUGAAUUGAAA
Messenger RNA from Dicentrarchus labrax (European seabass), 3985 nucleotides. RefSeq names its product BTB/POZ domain-containing protein KCTD21-like. The coding region runs from base 29 to 907 and encodes 292 amino acids. Gene Ontology annotation, molecular function: protein binding. Gene Ontology annotation, biological process: protein homooligomerization. The transcript is spliced from 2 exons. The record is from RefSeq and is a predicted model, not a curated record. Lineage: Eukaryota; Metazoa; Chordata; Actinopteri; Moronidae.